Molecule: messenger RNA, 762 nt
Organism: Aspergillus luchuensis
Lineage: Eukaryota; Fungi; Ascomycota; Eurotiomycetes; Eurotiales; Aspergillaceae
Source: the annotation of a RefSeq genome assembly
AUGUUUUUAGAUAUAUUAAAAGGACAUAUACUAUUGGAUGCUCCUACACCUUGAGGAGUAUUUUUCCAAGAUAAUGCUUCACCUCAAAUGGAAGGAAUAGAAGAAUUACAUAAUAAUAUAAUGUUUUAUUUAGCUGUUAUAUUAUUUACAGUUACAUGAAUGAUGAUAAUUAUUAUAAAAAAUUUUGUGGCAACAAAAUCACCUAUAGCUCACAAAUAUAUGAAUCACGGUACAUUAAUAGAAUUAAUAUGAACAAUAACACCAGCAUUUAUAUUAAUAUUAAUAGCAUUCCCAUCAUUCAAAUUAUUAUAUUUAAUGGAUGAAGUUAUGGAUCCAUCAUUAGUAGUUUAUGCAGAAGGUCACCAAUGAUAUUGAAGUUAUCAAUAUCCUGAUUUUACUAAUGAAGAUGAUGAAUUUAUAGAAUUUGAUUCAUAUAUAGUACCUGAAAGUGAUUUAGAAGAAGGUCAAUUUAGAAUGUUAGAAGUAGAUAAUAGAGUUAUAAUACCAGAAUUAACACACACAAGAUUUGUAAUUUCAGCUGCUGAUGUUAUACAUUCUUAUGCUUGUCCAUCUUUAGGUAUAAAAGCUGAUGCAUAUCCAGGUAGAUUAAAUCAAGCUUCUGUUUAUGUAAAUCGUCCUGGUACAUUCUUUGGACAAUGUUCAGAAAUAUGUGGUAUACUUCACAGUUCUAUGCCAAUUGCUAUACAAUCUGUGUCAAUAAGAGAUUUCUUAUUAUGAUUAAGAGAACAAAUGGAAGGUUAA